AUGAAUUCACAUACACAUAUUGAAGAUUUAUCAAAUGAGAUAUUCUUCGAAAUAUUUGAUUAUUUACAUGCAUUAGAUAUUUUUACUGCUUUUAAUUCAUUAAAUAAAAGAAUUUCAUCCAUUUUACAAAUAAUUCCACUUCGUAUUCUUAUAUCCUAUGAUCAUUGUUAUCGUCAAAUUAAUUUUCUUUCUUCAUAUCUUAAUUUUCAUUCUCAUCAAGUUAUUUCAAUAAAAAUUUAUGAUACAAUUCGUGAUUAUUCAUCUAUUAUUAAUUUAUUAUUUAAUCGACAUUAUUUUAUUAAUCUUCAAUCAUGUAUAUUUUUUUCAAUUAAGCCUUCAACAAAACUUGAAAAUGUUAUUAAACAAUUAAAACAUCUAAAUAGACUUGUUUCAUUUAGUAUUCGUCAACCACGUCAGAAAAAUCUAAAUGAAAAUGAUAAAGAUGAUUUAAUUCGAACAUUAUUUAUGCAUAAGUCAUCUUUUCUUCGUUCAAUUAUUUUUCAAUUUCCUUAUAAUUACUUAAAUAUAUCAAAUUAUAAUUCAAUAUCUUCGAAUAUUUUAUCACUUCUUUUAUGGAUUUCUGGUUCACCAUCAACCCUAUCUGUUUAUUCAAUUUUACCAAUUCUUCGACUUUGUUAUACAAUUCGAUAUUUGACUAUAGCAAUAGAACAUGAGGAUUCACUUGAAAAUAAUCAUAUCAAUUUUUCAAUUCAACCACCAUUGAUUAAUGAAAAUCUUCUUCCUACAUUAUCACAAGUGAAAUCUUUUUAUUUAGCAAGUCUUGCUAGAUGUGAUAUACGUUCAAUUUCUUAUAUAUUACGUUGUAUGCCUAAUCUUAUUCAUUUUAAUUUUAAUCUCAUGAUACCAAGUGCAAUAUGGCCAUUUCCUCAUGAAUUGCUCAAUGGUUAUGUAUGGCAACAAAUGUUAGAAUUUUAUAUUCCAUGUUUAUCGAAAUUUGAAUUUCAUAUGUCGAUUAUAAAAAGAUAUCCAAAAUUAGAUUUAGAUUUUGUUGUCCAUUCAUUUGAAUAUUUUUCUCAAAAAUAUCCUAAUUGGAAUAUGAUUAUCGAUCGAUGGAGACUUUAUCGUGGAAAUCCAGAAGAAGUGAUCUUGUUACGAACAUUGAACUAUCAUAAACAGAAAUUAAAUGGAAACGUAAAUGUUCCUUUGAUUUGUUGUGCAUCAUUUGAUACACGAUCAACAACAACAACAAAUGAUCAUCAUCUUUUUUAUUCAAAUGUAACAGAAUUAAGAUUAUUGAUGAUAAACAGAAGACAAAUAUUUACUUGGUCUUGUCCUUUAUUUCAACAAAUCAAAUAUCUCAUCAUACGAAUGCCAGCAAGACGUUCAUUAUUAUGGAACAAUCUAUUGAAUAUUGUUAAUUUUCUUGAAACAAAUAAUAAUAGUGAUGCACAACAAAGUGUUAAUUGUUUAUCACAUUUUGUUCAUUUAUCCAAUAUAACUCAAAUAGAAUUUCUAUUGUCGUUUGGUACAUCUCGAUGUCAAGAUAUUCAAUUUAUAUUACAAGCAUGUCCAAAUGUGAUGGAUCUUAUAAUUAGUACUGAAUAUUUACUUUCAUGA
Rotaria sp. Silwood1 is the source of this 1578-nucleotide messenger RNA. The record is from the annotation of a GenBank genome assembly. NCBI's taxonomy places the organism in Eukaryota, Metazoa, Rotifera, Eurotatoria, Philodinida, Philodinidae.